Adineta ricciae is the source of this 1428-nucleotide messenger RNA. The record is from the annotation of a GenBank genome assembly. Lineage: Eukaryota; Metazoa; Rotifera; Eurotatoria; Adinetida; Adinetidae.
AUGUACAAAAUCUGGUUGCUUCUUUUGAUCUUAUACAUAUAUUUAUCUGGUCAUGUAACUGCUUGGAAGAAAGGUGCACACGUGGGUAAAACACUUUUUUAUAGUGCUAGACAUCUGAGUGGACUUGUCCUGGAUGACAAUGAAGAAUAUUUCUAUUUGGCUCAACCGUCAGGCAAUCGAAUUAUCCGGUAUACUAAAGUUGGACAACGAAAUCAUGUCGUCACCGGACAGCAUGAAACCGGAUCUAAUCUUUAUCAAUUGAUUCUUGAUGCGCCAGAAGAAACACUCUUAGUUGGUGGUGUAACGAUCAUUGUAGGAGCAAAUGGAGAAGAAAAUACAAACAAUGAAUUAUCACGUCCUAAUGGUGUAACAUUUGAUAGCCAAGGAAAUCUCUAUGUAUCCAAUUAUCAAAAUAAUCAAGUUCAAAGAUUCGCUAUUGAAACUACCUCGAUGGGAUGCUUGGGCAACUUUCUCAACAUUUUUCUCUUGAGCAAAAAAGCACUUCGUACGAUUUCGUGUAAUAAUUAUUUCUUAGCCUCAUCAUUCACUAAUCUGCUGAUUUUGACUGUCGGCCUUGCGACAACGGUUUAUGUAUAUGAUCGACCGUGGGCAGUUUCGCAAAUAUUCUGUCAAAGUCGAAAUUAUUUAGUGAAUGCAUGUCAACAAAUUUCUCGUUUCAUGAUUAUUGCCGCAUGUUUUGAUCGAUUUGCGUUAUGUUCAACAAAUUUCCAUCUUCGUCAGUUUUGUCGUACUAGUAUUGCUCGAUAUUAUGUUAUACCUUCGGUUAUUAUUGUUUGGCUUAUUUUUCCCAUUUACACAUUAAUUUCCAUCACUGUUGUUAACAAUUCGUGUAUAUAUUUAGGCACUGUUGCACUCUACAAUAGUAUCUACGGUAUCACAAUGGUUGGUUUUGCUCCGCCUACUUUGAUGGCCACAUUUUCUUUGCUAACAUUUUAUAAUUUAAAAGUCAAACAGCAACGUCGACAACAAGUUCGUCAACCAGUUGUCGGCAACGGCCAAGGAACUGCGACCGAAAAUCGUAAACAGCAGAAGAAAGAUCAACAAGUUUUAGCGAUGUUAAUGAUACAAGUCGUUUUCUACAUCAGCACGACAACUAUUGCCAGUGCUAAUUUACUCUAUUCAACGUUAACAACUUAUUCUGGCGUAGAUAAGUCAAAUGAACGUAAAUCGAUUGAAUCUUUUAUUUUGUUCAUAACUGGUACUAUGAAUUAUACAUGUCCGUGUUUGUCAUUUUAUCUAUUUUAUUUUGCUUCGCGUCUUUAUCGUAGACAAAUGAAAUUAGCUCUGUUAACCAUUCGCAGACACUACUGUUGUUGUAGAUUUGAGAGAAACCAGCAGCGUGUGUCAAUGCGCCCAAUGACUGCGAGAGUAGGACCUAUUGAUCUGCUUCAUACGAACGAACAGUAA